Molecule: messenger RNA, 807 nt
Organism: Gorilla gorilla gorilla (western lowland gorilla)
Lineage: Eukaryota; Metazoa; Chordata; Mammalia; Primates; Hominidae
Product: choriogonadotropin subunit beta 7-like
Exons: 4
Coding region: 335-790 (151 amino acids)
Biological process (GO): G protein-coupled receptor signaling pathway
Cellular component (GO): extracellular region; cytoplasm
Molecular function (GO): hormone activity
Source: RefSeq, a predicted model, not a curated record
GUCACCCAGUCCCCAGGGCCAGUGAGGGCCCUGCGUUCCAUGGCGCCCCCUGGAGGGAGGAAGGGGAACUGUAUCUGAGAGAGAGCAGCCAAUUGGGGCCGCUGACUCGGGCCGGGUUCCCGUGCCGCGUCCAACACCCCUCGCUCCCUGUCUCACUCCCCCACGGAGACUCAAUUUACUUUCCAUGUCCACAUCCCCAGUGCUUGCGGAAGAUAUCCCGCUAAGAGAGAGACAUGUCAAAGGCCAUCACUGGCAUGAGAAGGGGCAGACCCGUGUGAGCUGUGGAAGGAGGCCUCUUUCUGGAGGAGCGUGACCCCCGGGGCUGCUGCUGAGCAUGGGCGGGACAUGGGCAUCCAGGGAGACGCUUCGGCCACGGUGCCGCCCCAUCAAUGCCACCUUGGCUGUCGAGAAGGAGGGCUGCCCCGUGUGCAUCACCGUCAACACCACCAUCUGUGCCGGCUACUGCCCCACCAUGACCCGCGUGCUGCAGGGGGUCCUGCCGCCCCUGCCCCAGGUGGUGUGCAACUACCGCGAUGUGCGCUUCGAGUCCAUCCGGCUCCCUGGCUGCCCGCGCGGCGUGAACCCCGUGGUCUCCUACGCCGUGGCUCUCAGCUGUCAAUGUGCACUCUGCCGCCGCAGCACCACUGACUGCGGGGGUCCCAAGGACCACCCCUUGACCUGUGAUCACCCCCGCUUCCAGGCCUCCUCUUCCUCAAAGGCCCCUCCCCCCAGCCUUCCAAGUCCAUCCCGACUCCCGGGGCCCUCAGACACCCCGAUCCUCCCACAAUAAAGGCUUCUCAAUCCGCA